Messenger RNA from Limulus polyphemus (Atlantic horseshoe crab), 2150 nucleotides. RefSeq names its product eukaryotic peptide chain release factor subunit 1-like. The record is from RefSeq and is a predicted model, not a curated record. The transcript is spliced from 12 exons. Gene Ontology annotation, biological process: cytoplasmic translational termination. The coding region runs from base 549 to 2150 and encodes 533 amino acids. Gene Ontology annotation, cellular component: translation release factor complex; cytosol. Gene Ontology annotation, molecular function: translation release factor activity, codon specific; sequence-specific mRNA binding. NCBI's taxonomy places the organism in Eukaryota, Metazoa, Arthropoda, Merostomata, Xiphosura, Limulidae.
UCCACAUGGUAGUAAGUGGGUCCAUCUAGGCCACAUUCGUUUUCUUUGGUAUUGCAGUUGAAUGGGAUUUGGUAUUCAUUUCGUAACUGUUCUUAUGUGGAGGAUUAGCGUUUAGUUUCAUUUAUCUUCAUCUGGACUACUAAUAUUGACAAGAGAAAGGGUACAAUUGAAAACGAUUUUAAAACUUUAUGAUUCAUAAAUUAUCGUGGGAUUUGGUGACCACAAAAGCUUUAUUUCCCCAAGAGGAGAUCGGUAGGCUUAGUCUUGAAUCUUUCAACUGGCGUUGUGACAAUACCGUACACGCAGUGAAGUAAUAUAGUAUUCUUUUACAACACUACUAGUACUAUUACCAUUAGUUACUAACACAGUAACAGUACGUUUUAGCAUUAACAGAUUCUUACUGACAAAGGAAGUGCGGCAUCAUAUCGAUAUUACCGUGAAAUUUGUAUUUGUGUAGGCUUACCGUAUGGUUCGGUGUUCAGCAACUGCAAAGUAGGUCCUACGACAAGUACGAGUACAACUUCACUACAAAAGUACGAGUAAUAGAAAUGGAAGAAUCAAGUGCAGACAGAAAUGUAGAAGUAUGGAAAGUUAAGAAAUUGAUUAAAAGUUUGGAAGCGGCAAGAGGGAAUGGCACAAGCAUGAUAUCCCUUAUCAUACCUCCUAAGGACCAAAUUUCAAGAGUCUCAAAAAUGUUAGCUGAUGAAUUUGGAACAGCUUCUAAUAUUAAAAGUCGAGUGAAUCGGUUGUCAGUGCUUGGUGCCAUCACAUCAGUACAACAGAGAUUAAAGCUCUAUAAUAAAGUUCCUCCUAAUGGUCUUGUAAUAUACUGUGGGACAAUUGUUACAGAAGAAGGCAAAGAAAAAAAAGUCAAUAUUGAUUUUGAACCAUUCAAACCCAUUAACACGUCCUUGUACCUUUGUGACAACAAGUUUCACACAGAGGCUCUCUCAGCAUUGUUAGCAGAUGAUAAUAAGUUUGGAUUUAUUGUUAUGGAUGGUAAUGGUGCUCUCUUUGGAACUCUUCAAGGAAAUACUCGUGAUGUCCUGCACAAGUUUACUGUUGACUUACCUAAAAAACAUGGUCGUGGUGGACAGUCAGCUCUUCGAUUUGCCAGAUUAAGAAUGGAAAAGAGACAUAAUUAUGUGCGGAAAGUGGCUGAGGUAGCAACCCAACUGUUCAUCACCAAUGACAAACCUAAUAUUGCUGGCCUUAUUUUAGCAGGAUCAGCUGACUUUAAAACAGAACUCAGCCAGUCUGAUAUGUUUGAUCCUAGACUUCAAGCCAAGAUUCUAAAACUGGUAGAUGUUUCAUAUGGAGGUGAGAAUGGAUUUAACCAAGCUAUUGAGCUUUCUGCAGAAGUACUUGCCAAUGUAAAGUUUAUACAAGAGAAAAGACUAAUAGGGCGUUAUUUUGAUGAAAUCUCUCAAGAUACAGGAAAGUACUGUUUUGGUGUUGAAGACACACUCAAAGCUCUUGAGAUGGGAGCUGUAGAAAUCUUGAUCUGUUGGGAGAAUCUAGAUAUUAACCGUUUUCUUCUGAAAAACCAUGCUUCAGAUGGACUUCUAAGAUACAGAGUAGACUUCCAAGUUCUAGAGCUCACUGAUGGCCUUGAUGACUUUGACCUGGAUGACUUAUGUUUGGAGCUUCUUGCAUUUCCCAUGACUUCAGGGACUGAAUUCAGCUUCAUGUCUUUGGAGCCUCUGGAUGAAGACACAUUGCAGGAUGAGGAAGUAGACAUGAAAAAUCUGGCUGAACCUGUAGGUAGUGAUGAAAGUGAUUCCAAAGCCAAGCAAAGCACACUCGAGUCAAGUGGUGAAGAACAACAAAAUGAGAUAAACUUCCACAGCAUUCCCGAUAUCAUUAGUAGUGAGACAGAGUCCAGUGAGGUUUGCUUUCUGCCUGAGCGUCUUCGAUGUGCAGUACUCAACUUAGUAGCAACCAGUUAUGUAGAAAAGGCUUUGAGUGAUGGUAUGCUCAAGAAAGUGUCACGAUCAGCACUUAUUAAAUCUCAGAUGCUUUGGAACAUAGAACAAGAACUAGACUUGCAAGCUUUGAUUUCAGGAAUUCAGAAGCACUUUGAAGCUGUUUUUGUUAAUGAGGAUCAAGUUCUCGCAGUUGCUUUUCACUCAUGGUUUAAACUGGUUUGA